AUGUGCUGUAUGUGGCCACGUGUAACCCGGUGUCCCUGUUCUCCAUGAGGGAGCGCGGUGACACCAUCCAGAGCAUGGAGCUGUACGACGUUUUCCCCAGAACCAUCAGUGGCGUCUGGCAGCCCUUUGUCACCAUCGCUCCUCUCGGGAAUCCUCUGGACGGACAGGUGGUGCUGCACGAGGAGCAGAGUAACACCGUGCUCCAUUUGGACUUGGUGACAGGCGCCGUGCGGAGGUUGCUGCUGUCUCCAGACGGGGAUCAACCCGCCGGCAGAGCUUCAAACUGGUGGAGCAGUAAAGAGCAGCAGGGAGGUCAUAAAAUGUGCCGCGACUUCUCUCACAAAAACUGGCUUCUCUUCUACAAGGAGGGCGGCAACCAGCUUGAGGUGCUGGAUGUGCUGGAGGGCCAGGUUCACUCCAUCUCCCUCCCCAUCAACCUGAAGUCCGUCUUCCUCGUGGCAGAGGAUCGCUGGCUCCUGCUGGAGAGCAACACUAACAAGAAGUUCCUGCUCACCAAACCCAUGCACAUGGCAGCAGAGGAGUCAGGAGUGUGUCAGCUCCACAGCAUCAGUGAGGACGCAGUCAGCUCAGGACACGGAGCCCACUCAGCUGAGGUGUCCGUACCGCAGAUGCUGUCAUGUGACCAGCUGCCCAACGAGAACCUCAGCGCCGCCCUGAACCAGAAGAUUGUUUCACCCAACCGCAUAUUGGCCGACAGUGGCUCCUUCGCACGGGUCGUUGUCGGCUUCCCAGACCUCAUGUCCCCUAACGAGGUGUACAGCUUUAAGAGGCCUGUCGAUCUGUCAGCGAUGAAGAGCAGCGAGAGUGGGGCUCACAUGUUCCUGAGAGGCGGGCUUCAGUCCAGUGCGGCCAAACAGGUGAACUGCGUCAGUCUGCUCUCAGCCAAUCAGGUUGUCCGAGCCCUUCCGCCCACCAAGGUGCCCCUGAAGGAGGUCUACCCCAAAGACGUCACACCUCCGAUGACGGCGGCGUAUCUGGAGGUGACUGACCUCAGCUCCAAAAAGGUCAAAUACAUUCCCGUCCCGAGGUCGAGGACGGUGUCGCCUUACACCAGCUGGUUGUCCAAAGUGUCUGAGUCCGACGUCGUCAUCGCUCCCCUUGGCUCGGGGGGCGUGGUCACAGUGGAUAUGGGCGGGUACGUGCGGCUGUGGGAGACGGGAUUGGACACCCUGCAGAGAUCGCUACUGGAAUGGAGGAAUAUGAUUGGAACAGAGGACGGCCGGCCCGUACAGAUCACCAUCCAGAGGGACAGCGGUCUGGAUGUCAACGCCCCAAAACAUGGCAAGAUCGAUGCCAACAACGCUCCUCACGUCGGGGGGAACCAGUGGGCAGGAGGCACAGGUGGCAGAGACACGGCAGGUCUGGGUGGGAAGGGGGGGCCCUAUCGCCUGGAUGCAGGACACAAGGUCUACCAGGUUUCCCAGGCCGAGAAGGAUGCAGUUCCAGAAGACGUCCGCAGAGCAGCUCGUGAAAUGGCUGAGAAGGCCUUCAAAGAAAGGCUGAAGGAGAUCGACAUGAGUGAAUACGACGCGGCCACGUACAAGCGCUUCUCCACCGCGGUCAUGAGGCAGGUUCAGUCUCUGCGGAUCAUCCUGGACAGUUUGCAG
Messenger RNA from Paralichthys olivaceus (Japanese flounder), 1628 nucleotides. Lineage: Eukaryota; Metazoa; Chordata; Actinopteri; Pleuronectiformes; Paralichthyidae. The record is from RefSeq and is a predicted model, not a curated record.